Messenger RNA from Anopheles maculipalpis, 2505 nucleotides. RefSeq lists its product as uncharacterized. The transcript has 2 exons. Lineage: Eukaryota; Metazoa; Arthropoda; Insecta; Diptera; Culicidae. Bases 1 to 2505 code for a protein of 834 amino acids. The record is from RefSeq and is a predicted model, not a curated record.
AUGAAACUCAUCACUGUAUACUUGGUGGCUCUGGCGCUGCUAGUUAGCUCAGCCCUUGCCCGACCCAAUCUGGUGGAACCGAUCUAUCUACGACGGCGCAGCAAUCCAUUGGAGAUCGUCGAGGAGAGCGUAGAAACGAGCAGCCUACCACAGGACAGUUCGGCCCAAAGUAGUACGGAGCAGCUGCAGUCAACCAUCGCCGGUAGUUCGGAGGCCGCCACCGACAGGACCAGCACAAGCACGAGCAGCAGCAGCAGCAGCAGCAGCACGUCCACGCACCAACCAAGCUACGCGUUCAAGCGUCCCGAGCUGCUGAAGACGAAGAUGGGCACGUCUGGUUUUGUGGUGUCCACCAGCACGAAAGUGCUAACCGGGGGUGCUAGUUCCGCGUCCGGUGCCUCCCAACGCCCGCGCCCACAGGGCACAGUUGUGUUGGGUUCGGGUGAAGCGAAAGCCAACGAUCAGCUAACAUCCCUCUUUGAUCGCUAUUCAGGGCACGCAGGUGUGGCAGAACCGAUGACGGACGAGGAGUACCAGAACGAGCUGCAUCGUGCGACGGAACGGGUCCCUCUACGUACGACCACCCCGAAGGAAGGUCUCUCCACCUGGGUACUGCUGUCCGGAAGUGAUUCUAGCGAGAUGAAGAGUGAGUCGACGAGUGCUACCUCGAGAAAGGCGAUUACCACUACCACAACUACCACGACGACGACGCCUAGUACGACACCCAAACCACCUACCGGCGCUACGAAACGGUACCAACCAACUACGAGACGUGUGAUGCAAACGACCACACCACGUCCUGCACGAACAACCGUAAGCUCUAGCAAUCUGGAGGAAAAGAAAGACAAACCGAACAAACCAUUGCCGAAGCAAAAGAUCGCAUCCACCACACUUAAGCCGGUGAUUGUGAAGAAGGUUAAGAAACCGCUUACUACAACCACAACCACCACGACGACCACAACGACGACUACCCCGAAGCCAACAACUACCUCAUCACCAACGGUCACCACCGAGAUGGUCAUUACGGAGCAGAGUGCCUCCACGGUGGCUAACGAUCUAUCCGCACCCGUCACCGAAGACAACAGCUCGCAGGAAUCGUCCACGUUUCUGAUUCUUGAACCGAAAGACGCUCAGUUCGAUCUGCCCGAAGAUCGUUCACCCUCGAAAACGGCACCAGCAGCAGUAAAUGGUGGUAAAGUGGGUAAGAAACCAACCCGCAAACCCAACGCUAAAGCUCCCGCUGGUGGCACGAAGAAGAAGCCCGCCAACAAGAAAACACGCAAACCGGAAGUGAAGGACGUGAUAGCGAAUGAUAAGAAACCGGGCAACAAGAACAAGCCCGUCUCGACGCAAAUCAUCAACUAUUUGUCGCGUGAGGUAAUGCCCACCGUCGGUGUGGGACUGGUCGGGUUGGUAAUGGCGGCCGGGUUGGCUUCGUACUUCCUCGGUAGUCCGCUAGGUGCGUUACGUCGCUCGGAUGAUCGGAAGGAUGAUCUUUACUACUCCAACUACGAGGAGUAUGCCGGUCCGGAUGGACAGAAUGAGGAGGAUGUGUUUGGGAAGUUGAUUGCCGGUAUGCCGGAUCGUUCCUACUAUCGGAACAAUGCGGUACGACGACGCACGCAGGUACAGCCGGUAAGAACUGGCCAUCAGUAUUACCAUGUGCAACCGUACUCUGCCAACAAGUAUCCACACAUUACGUACCGCAAUCGGGCUUAUGGUGGACAAGCCGGUGGUCCGAGUGCACCGGAAACGAUGUACACGAAUGUGAACCGACCGGCACAGGGUGCACAAGCGCAGGUGCAGGCUCAGAGUCAGGCAAAGUCACAAAACGAGUUCUUCUACAACACACCACCGACACCGUACUAUCCGAUGCGGACGGUAUCGGUUGAGGCGCCGACCCGUCAACCUGCCCCAGUGUAUAGCUCUUCUCCCGUUGUAACAACAGCAAGCAGUACGGCGAGUCCUUCCGUCACUACAGUCGAUUCUAGCGCCGCGGCAGAUACGAUCGCUGAGUCGGAGCACGAAAUGAUGCCCCAUCCGGAAGCCUACUCCUCGGAGCAUAGUCCCGAGCAUCAUGCACACUAUGUCGUUGGGACGAGCUACUCGGACAGUAUGCUGGACAUGAUCAAUUCCGUUCCCGAGCAUGGGCCACGAAGAAAGCGACGGGCGGUAGAGUCGGAUGAGGAUGUUGAGUUUGAGAAUGAGAUUGAUGUGGAUGAGGAUCGUCCGAAAGACACGCCAGCUCAAUCGUCCCAUUCUGGGGAAGUGACGGAGAUGAGUGAGACAACGACGGGUGCGGAUGGUAUGGACACGACCACCGAAGCUCACCGAUACACUUGGGGUGACUUUAUCCGAAACACGGUCGAGCGUAAGGUGGCAAUGGGAAUUCAUUUCCUACAGCACGUCACCAUGGACUUUCAGCGAUAUCUGAACGGUGUGCACGAUCGGUUCCAGCAGCAUCAGCAUCAAAAUCACACCUCAACCACUACUCGCCGGCAGUAG